Messenger RNA from Babesia bigemina, 2208 nucleotides. RefSeq lists its product as hypothetical. NCBI's taxonomy places the organism in Eukaryota, Apicomplexa, Aconoidasida, Piroplasmida, Babesiidae. Bases 1 to 2208 code for a protein of 735 amino acids. The record is from RefSeq and is a predicted model, not a curated record. The transcript has a single exon.
AUGGGGGUUCUGAGGUUAGUAUCGGCACUGAUGCUAGUGUGGCUGUCUGCAUCCCUAGAGACCCCUUCAGCGGUGGUUUUAGCUUUGCCUCCUCAGAACGGACAUGACUCAACGGACUCAGAAAGUGUUCUAGAUUAUGAAGAGGAAACGCAAAUACUGGAACCACUGAAUGCAAGGGGUACCAUGUCGAAGAGUGACCGUGUGCCCCAACAGCUCUCCGGCAUCGAAGAAGUGACCAAGAUGUACACAGUCAACGGGGACCUGCGGCACACCGAUAACAAGGUGAUUGCACCAAACCUAUUAGAACAUGCGGAUCGAGCAAUGCUGUAUGUCACUCGAGUGUACAACCGUAUGGAAAAAUACAACCACAUGUUCGCUGGCAAACACGAAGAGUUGGAUAUGACGUUGGACCGUUACGCACGAAUGCUCACACUUAUGUUGGAAGACAAAAAGAAACUCAAGCAUCUUUCCUUUGUCCGCAGGUACCUGUCGCAUGUGAAUCAUGUUAAGGCAGGCGUAUCGGCCUCGGAAGAGGCGAGAACAAAUCUUAUGCGUGAAGCCGGCACCAUUUAUCAACGUGUACAAGAGAGUUUCGCAACAAUAAAGUUGGAUUUUGAGAGGUACUAUUCACUUCCAGGUGUUGUGAUAAAUGGCGCCGUGUCUUCAUUGAUUGGCAUUGGUGAGGCGUACAAGAUGCUGGUAAAGCUCAACGAUCAGAUGUUUUCAGCUACGGACGCAUUUCGUACGAGCUUAAACCGCAUGCGCGCUUCUUCCAUAUACAUGUUUGCUUAUUUACUAUGUCUGGAUAUUCUCUAUACGGAAAUACUUCCACUGCGAAUGCUAGCGGUGCAGGACGUCAUAGUCACAAAGGGGACUGCAGAGACCUUGAUCAGCUACCAUACCAAUAUUGCUAACAAACGUGAAGCUAUCAAGGCCCUGUUGAAAAACGGCGCCUUAGAUGAUAAGGCAUAUGAUGAAAUCGAAGAUAUAUAUCGUAAGGUGUCAGAGCUGUAUGAGCGAUCCAAGGCAAUACACAAGCGUACCAUUCGUCUACUAGACGGCAUCGAGAAAAAAGGCACACGAACUUUGGAAAAUGGAAUAUCGCGAGUUGUUAACGCAUGGGAGACCCAUUAUAAACGUCCGGUUUUGAUGUGCACGAAGCUGACGGAAGAGCAUAAUGAGUUGAACAAAAUUGCCAACAAUAUUAAAGAAGAGCGGAAUUUUGUCCAUACCAACAAACAAUCAUUGUAUACAAUGUCUACACUAUGCAACGAGCUGUACAGUCGUGCUCGUGAACUGGCGCAUUUAGGUAAAGAUGGCGUCCGACCUGUUGGACAUAAUGGAUAUGAGCGUUUGUACCCCUCUCUCCAAACGUACAGACCACGCACUGUUGUGGACAAUAGCGAAUUUACAUAUGCACCACCUGUACAGCCGCCGAGCAUGAUUCUGCCUAAAAUAUCGUCUUCUGAAAAUCUAAUGCCGGACAUACUUACGCAGGGAAUGAAAAAAACUGAUAAACCUGGAUUCAGCCACGCGAGAAACCAUGUGCCUCCAAGUAAUGGUAGCUCAAACGGCGAAGUGUCUCAUGCGUACCAAAGCUUAAAAAGAAAGCGACCCUUGGGUAGUGACCAAUAUGAGGAGCCUAAAAAAUUACGCAGCGAUGAUCCUACACGCCCCGGAUAUUACAUACGUCCCAGUGGUAUAGACGAUGGCAGUGAUAUUUCCCAGCCAACAUAUGACUAUUCUGCCCCCUACCGAGGCCCACAUCCGCCAGAAACGUCAUACGAAUCAUCACAAACGCCACAAUCUUCAACGCAUUCUACGGCUACUGAAACCGAUGUAAAUGAUGCAGAUGCAUAUACAGCGUCCCGCGGAAGUAGUAUCAACGAACAGGGGUCUCCACUGGGUGUAAGUGAAAGGACAAUGCAUGAUGUCUCAACCUCGACCAAGCAUCACGUCCAUUUGCCUCACCCAAUGAAACGUGACGGAGCCACAUAUGACAACGACAUCGGAUUUGAUCUUUCCAGUGUUCUGGAGAAACUCAGAGAAGCUGAAAACAAGGUGACAGCCUACCGCAACGUGAUCCUGUCAUUGCGACGGAAACCCCCUUCGGUCCCUGGUGCACACGAAGCGAGACUAAUCAGCAUGGAACUAUACAAAUUGCACAUUUUGCACCGCAGUUUCGUAGACGAUGCCACUGAACAAUGA